Messenger RNA from Penicillium angulare, 660 nucleotides. RefSeq lists its product as uncharacterized. Lineage: Eukaryota; Fungi; Ascomycota; Eurotiomycetes; Eurotiales; Aspergillaceae. The record is from RefSeq and is a predicted model, not a curated record. The coding region runs from base 1 to 660 and encodes 219 amino acids. The transcript is spliced from 3 exons.
AUGGCGCGAGGAAAUAGCUGCAAGCAGGAUCGAAAUGGCCAUCACUCGCAGCGAGUAAAGCCGGUGAUUACUAAAGCUCGAUCAGUUUCAGAUGUCUCAAUCCGGUCGGCGUCUCCAGUUUCGACCGUCCGGGGCGCGAAGUCUGGAAUUUUGAAACGCCAUCACAGUGGUUCUUCUGCGAAAGACCCCCGCAAACAUGGCAAAAUCGACCGUCAGAAAUGCUCUGAUCUCCUUUCUGAGGUCCAGACUGAGAUGGAGAAAGAAGCGGAUGAGCAGCUAGCUAGGGCCACGUCACGUUUUCAGGCAGAAAAGGCAAAGGAUGUGAAAAUAAUGGAACAGAUUAUCGUCGAAAAAGACAGUCUCUCAGCCAAGAAUUUACAGGCCGAGGGUGAGAUUUCUCGCCUGAAGCAAGAGUUGGAGGCACAGGCCCAGGCCACACAAAAACUAACCGCCACUACUGCGCUUUGGAACUCAAUCGAAGCCAUCCAAAAUCGCCAGCUACCAACGUUCUUGCCUGGGUCAGGUACCAUGGAUCUCAACUGGCCCAGUCUAAGCGGAGCGUCCAACCUUACUGGAUUCGAUAAUUUGCCCUCAUUUUACAAUUCGCAAUUCAGUCAACAAGACCAGCAGGCGAUCAACCAAGCCGGUCCCCCAAAUUGA